AUGGUCGUCACGUAUUUUAGGGGAGCCGUCACUGAAAAUGACCACAAAAUACCUAAAGGAUUAAUGGCCGUCGUUGGCCUCUCCAAUGAUGAGGCCAUCAAGUUGUGUCCAAACGGUGUGUUUGUUCCUAUGACUGAAGCCAUUAAGAAAUAUAUACCAAACCCGAGACUUCGGUCCCGGAAAUGGGUGUCCACUUCACUCAUGACUACCGAUCCCAACAAUGAGAUCUUGAAAUAUGCUUCGGCCGAGUAUUUCGUAUACAAUCUCCUAAAUCCGGUCCAGUUUUACGACCGAUUAAAAGAAUUACCUUCAAAUGCACUUGUCUUAGAAUUGGGUCCGCAUUCAGUGUUUGGCAAAAUAGUGACCGAAACUCUCGACAAAUACGAGUUCUGUGUCUUAGAGAACGAUAACGUGUGUGUUGUGGGGAAAGUGCGGACUCCGGAUGACGAGGUGUUACUCACGCCUAACGCUAUACUUGAAAGACAGAAACUGAUGAUCAGUACUCAGUACUCACUGGACAGGAAAGACAUCUAUAAAGAGUUGGGAGUCCUGGGUCUUGACUACGGACCAUACUUUCAACGCCUUAAACAAAUUCAGACCAACAAUUUCCGUGAGAUUUAUGGCAUCAAUGAAUGGGACGGAAAUUUUGUCACAUAUUUGGACGCAAUGUUACAAUCGAUGGCAUUUUCUAAUCCUUUUCGUAUACUAAUGGUUCCGGUGAUGAUCCGUUCAGUUAGAGUUGACCCGAGAGUACUCUUUAGCGCUCUAAAACAAAACCAAAUGCCUAUAUAUUUCAAUAGACAAUCCAACCGAUUAAUCGCACACGGCCUGGAAGUGGAGGGACUUAUUACUCAUCCCAUACAGCGUCGCACAGAAGGUCGUAUUCCACUUCGAGUGGAAGAAAUAUAUUCCGAUUGUGUUCUGGGCUUUGAAUACGUGGGCCGUAGUGCUGACACCGGGAUACGGGUUAUGGGUAUGGAGUUGGGUCGUACGAUUGCCAAUUCUGUUAAUGCUAUCGAUAAAUAUAUGACUAACAUUCCCGAGCACUGGUCAAUGGCAGAGGCGGUGACUGUGUUGAGCACAUAUAGUACUGUUCACUACGGGCUCAUCAAAAAAGCUUAUAUAAAAAAAGGCGAAACUAUUCUAAUACACUCUGCAGCGGGAGGUGUGGGUCAGGCGGCUAUCAAUGUGUGUAAACACUAUGAAUGCGAUAUCUAUGCGACGGUCGGCUCCGAAGAGAAAAAACAGUUUUUAAUUAAUGAAUACAAUAUUUCGGAGAAUAAGAUAUUCAACUCAAGAGAUAUACUUUUCAAGAAUCAGAUAAUGGAUGCGACAGAAGGAAAGGGAGUCGACGUUGUUUUAAAUUCAUUGGUCGGAGAGAAACUAAACGCAGGUUUUGAAUGUCUUGCGAUUAGCGGACGUUUCGUAGAGAUCGGAAAGUAUGACAUGUUUCAAAAUAAACAAUUGGGAAUGUAUGGCUUUGUUGGUGAUAUUCAAUUCAUUGGUGUUGCGAUUGAUGCUGUUAUGAUGUAUGAUCAUGGUUAUUUACCAGAGUUUUAUAAAUGGAUGCACAAGAACUCGAUGAAUGGUUGCGUAAAACCAUUGGUUUACACAUGCUUUGUUGCAAAAGACGCGGAGAAAGCUUUCCAAUACAUGACAACCGGUAAACAUAUUGGAAAGAUUGUCAUUAAAAUGAGAGACGAAGAGAAUGAGAGAAAGUCAGUUGUGGAUAUAAAAUCGGUUCCCAAUUGUGUGGUAACCGUUAAGACAUACUUUGACGCAAACAAAGUUUAUAUAAUAACCGGAGGUUUGGGUGGUUUUGGUCUGGAAUUGAUUACAUGGAUGCAAUCAUUGGGAGCACGAAAAUUUGUGGUCACUUCCAGGUCUGGCCUUAAGACUGAUUAUCAGAUAUUUAUUUACAAUCGACUUAACAGUAUGUGGAAAGAAUAUAAGUUUUUUAAGUCUCAAUUUAUUGUCUCGACUGCUAAUGGAUUGACAAUCGAAGGCACAAAACAACUGUUAAAUGAGGCCAAAGAGUUGGCACCCAUUGGAGGUAUAUUUCAUUUGGCGCUUGAAUUGAAUGAUUGUUUAGUGGAAAAGCUAUCGUUUGAAAAGUUUUGUUCAUCUAUUGAUACAAAACACAAGAUCUUCACAAAUUUGGAUCAACUGACCCGACAAUUGGACUAUAAAUUAGAUUAUUUUGUGGUAUUUUCGUCUAUCACUUGUGGUAAAGGAAACGCCGGGCAAUCGAACUAUGCGUUCGGAAACUCCAUGUGUGAGCGUAUAUGUGAAGAGAGGCGUAGGGAUGGUCUGCACGGACUCGCAAUACAAUACGGACCCAUCGGUGAUGUGGGAGUGCUUGAAGGCAGCGAUCAGUGGAUGGAAUUCACAACAAUGCGAAAGCAAAGAAUAAACUCGUGUUGCGAUGUUUUGGACAAAUUGUUGGCAAUUAAACAACCAAUUGUCACGUCAUAUGUAAAAAAGGAAACAACAAAAGGAGAUUUAAUCGACAAUCGUAGCAAACAUAUUGCAAACAAAUUUUGGCGAUCAUUAGGCAUCGAUCCCAACACAACCCCUAAUGAUCUAACUCUCGGCGAAAUAGGCAUUGAAUCCAUGUUUGCCGUGGAGUUGCAGCAGGAAAUGGAGAGGGAAUGGAAUCAAAGUUUUGCGUUAAAUGCUAUAAAAAGUAUAACGGUUAAAAUGAUGAAAGACUAUGCGGCUGGAAAUAUGGUUGACAUUAAAAAGCAUAUAGAUAAUAUUAAGAAAGCCAAGGAGCGUUUUUUAACAACUAAAUUUGUUAUUCCCAGCGAAACACACGUACGGCUAAAUAAUGUUUGCAAUGGAGUGCCCGUGUAUGUCAUGCCACCCAUAAUGGUUAAUUUUUCUGAUUGUGAGAAAUUUGCCAAAACGAUUGAUAGACCAGUGAUUGGUAUCAAUUGGACCCGGGAGUUAAGCAAAAUGAACACGAUUAAAGACAUCAACAAAUACUAUUUACAGCUACUGAAAAGACUUGAGCCAAGCGGUCUAUACGAUGUAGUGGGAUAUUUCGAUACCGCAAUUGCAUGCGUUAAACUAGUGUUAAAAGACUUUGCGGGCAAAGGACUGGUGACCACAGAUAUGGAGGAGAUUUUGCACACAAUGAUAGACAGAAUUCGAUGCGGACGAAUAUGCGGAAAUGUUACGUGA
Molecule: messenger RNA, 3186 nt
Organism: Medioppia subpectinata
Lineage: Eukaryota; Metazoa; Arthropoda; Arachnida; Sarcoptiformes; Oppiidae
Source: the annotation of a GenBank genome assembly